AUGGAUGUUUAUACAGGCUGGGAGCAUGUUCGACCUGAAGGGCUAGCGCUUGCUCUAUAUGUCACGACUGUUGUUCUCUCUGUAUUAUGCACUAUCGUCGUGGCUUUGAGAACGUACAUCCGAGCGAGGAAUCAAUGUAUCGGAAAUGACGACUACUUGAUGUGUGCAGGCUGGUUGGCCUACAUGGGACAUAACAUCAUCGUCAUCAUCGGAUGUCAUAGGGGUAUUGGUACGGUUCGGCACAAACUUGACAUCUCUCAGGUGCAGGAAGCAACAAAGUAUGUUUUCAUGUGGCAACUAUUCUACGCAGCGACCCUCGCCUGA
Fusarium sp. VM40 is the source of this 324-nucleotide messenger RNA. The record is from the annotation of a GenBank genome assembly. NCBI's taxonomy places the organism in Eukaryota, Fungi, Ascomycota, Sordariomycetes, Hypocreales, Nectriaceae.